Molecule: messenger RNA, 534 nt
Organism: Medioppia subpectinata
Lineage: Eukaryota; Metazoa; Arthropoda; Arachnida; Sarcoptiformes; Oppiidae
Source: the annotation of a GenBank genome assembly
AUGAUCUUCGUAUAUCCAUCAAUGGUAUCAUUGCGUUGCGGAACACUAUUACAUGAGGGUCCGGGACAGGAGUUCCUGAUCGCACAGAUUAUACCACAUCCACAAUUUGAUUCUGCGACACUUGAUUACGAUAUAUCGUUAAUUGGCAUAACUGGCACUUUCCCAUUAAACCAAUUGAUGCUCAAUAACAUUGAGUUAGCGACACAGGACUCGGAUCCCUCAGUGGGGGCAAUGGUGCGGGUGUCGGGUUGGGGGCGUCAGGAGUGGGGCGGCGCGUGGUCUCCAACAUUGAAGACCGUAGAAGUGCCGGUUGUCGACCGCCAGGACUGCAAGUAUAAAAAUAAAGAUGUGUUACCCGUUACUGAUAACAUGUUUUGCGCCGGUUAUGAUGAGGGUGGUAAGGAUGCUUGCAGGAGUGAUUCCGGUGGACCUGUUGUUUAUAAUAAACAACUAAUUGGAGUUGUGUCGUGGGGUCACGAAUGUGCCCGUCCUAAUUACCCCGUCCUGUACACCCACUGUUCAUCCACCAUCUGA